Molecule: messenger RNA, 1204 nt
Organism: Dicrocoelium dendriticum
Lineage: Eukaryota; Metazoa; Platyhelminthes; Trematoda; Plagiorchiida; Dicrocoeliidae
Source: the annotation of a GenBank genome assembly
AUGCGGAUUUUACACAUUGACGGGUUUUCCGAAAGAGAGAAGCGUGAAAAAAUUGAGGCAAUCAGAAAAAAUCUACGGGAUGCGAUAUGCUCAAUCGCCGGUGCAAUGCAUUCAUUAAAACCUCCAGUUGACCUGGAGUGUGCUGAGAAUAUUAAGUAUCGAGACUAUAUGUUAGACCAAGCCUCUAAGGCCGAUUUCGACUACCCUGCGGAAUUCUUCUUAUACUGUGAAAAGUUGUGGAAAGAUAGAGGAAUUCAGGAGACCUUUGAACGGUCGAAUGAGUACCAGUUAAUUGAUUGCGCUAAAUAUUUCCUCGAUAAAACUGCCGUGGUCGGCAUGCCGGACUACAUUCCUUCCGAACAAGAUAUCCUACGUUGCAGAGUCCUUACGUCCGGAAUUUUCGAAACGAAAUUCAGCGUUGACAAAGUUAAUUUUCACAUGUUCGAUGUUGGUGGGCAGAGAGAAGAGCGUCGAAAGUGGAUCCAAUGCUUCAAUGAUGUCACCGCCAUAAUAUUCGUCGCCGCUUGUUCCUCCUAUAAUAUGGUUUUACGUGAAGAUCCCAGCCAGAAUCGCGUAAAGGAAUCCUUAGAAUUAUUAGGGUCCAUCUGGAACAACCGAUGGCUUCGCAAUAUAUCUGUCAUUCUUUUUCUGAACAAACAAGAUUUACUCACCGAAAAAGUGUUGGCUGGCAAAUCCAAGAUUGAAGUUUAUUUCCCACACUAUGCAACGUAUCAGGCCCCAGCUGACAACCUGGCGGAAUAUCAUCACGAAAAUCCUGAAGUCGUCCGUGCUCGCUUUUUCUUUCGGGACGAAUUUCUCCGAGUCACCUCGAAUAACAACGGUGGUCGACAUUACUGCUAUCCGCAUCUCACUUGCGCCGUGGACACCGAAAACAUUCGUCGCGUGUUUAACGAUUGCCGAGAUAUUAUUCAGCGAAUGCACCUGCGACAGUAUGAACUACUAUGACUCUGGAAACCUGUUUUCAAACCCUUCCUAUUUCGUUCGGCUGGGUGCACGUCAGAAAUCAUCUAUGCUCCUCUCUCCUUGCCUCUCCCCUCGUGCACUUCCAUUCGAUGGCCAUUAAACAGCUUACUUUUUUACCGCCCCCUCAAUGUGCCUCCAUUCGAGAGGGAUAGGUCACCGAAUCCUCAUCUCUUCCACGCACUCUGGAUAUUUCAGCAGUAUACGCCCAGCGUCAAAGUUG